Uloborus diversus is the source of this 641-nucleotide messenger RNA. Its product is annotated as U3 small nucleolar RNA-associated protein 15 homolog. The transcript has 5 exons. Gene Ontology annotation, biological process: rRNA processing; positive regulation of transcription by RNA polymerase I. The coding region runs from base 22 to 621 and encodes 199 amino acids. The record is from RefSeq and is a predicted model, not a curated record. Gene Ontology annotation, cellular component: nucleolus. Lineage: Eukaryota; Metazoa; Arthropoda; Arachnida; Araneae; Uloboridae.
GAUCAAGUUGUUGCAGUUGGAAUGACUGACGGUUUGAUCUCCUUUCGACACCAAAAGAAAGAUGCAGUUCCCAAACCAGAAAAGAAGAAAAAUGUCUUUUAUCAGUAUCGAUUCUAUGGAACAGAUUUUAAACCUGCAGAUGGUGAUAUCAUAGUACCUGAAAGCAAAAAGGCAAUUUUGAAGAAAUAUGAAAACCAUUUACGGAAAUUUGAAUCCAGCCUUGCCUUAGACACAGUUUUAAAAAAAGAAAUUCAAAAAAAUAACCCAGAAAUAAUCAUAAGUGUCAUGAUGGAAUUGAUAAGAAGAGGUUCUAUCAGGGCAGCCAUGGGAGGCAGAGAAGGAGAGUCACUUUUAAAGUUGCUUAAAUUUGUUACAAAAUACAUUGGUGAUCCAAGAUUUAUGAGAAUAUUAAUAGACAUUGGGAUAAUAUUGAUCGAGCUAUAUGGGCCAAAAUUUAGUGAUCCAGAAACAAAAUUAAGGUUUCAAUUUCUUUUUGAUGCUGUAGAGAAUGAAAUAAAAUACAUGAAAAGAAUGAUGGAAAUACAAGGCGUUCUACAUACUGUGUUAGCUUCUACGUUUUCCGCGGAUCUCUUGUCAAAUAACAAAAAUGUAAUAUCUUGACAUACACUGUAAAUAUAAAU